Messenger RNA from Penicillium vulpinum, 1161 nucleotides. RefSeq lists its product as uncharacterized. Gene Ontology annotation, molecular function: protein binding. The record is from RefSeq and is a predicted model, not a curated record. Gene Ontology annotation, cellular component: catalytic step 2 spliceosome. Gene Ontology annotation, biological process: mRNA splicing, via spliceosome. NCBI's taxonomy places the organism in Eukaryota, Fungi, Ascomycota, Eurotiomycetes, Eurotiales, Aspergillaceae. The transcript is spliced from 2 exons. The coding region runs from base 1 to 1161 and encodes 386 amino acids.
AUGCCCCGGACAAUAUUCCCAACCAGGCCUAUCCACACUCUUAAAACACAUAAUGGCCCCGUCAAUGCGGUAACCUUCUCAAGCUCCGGCGGCACCUACGUCCUCACAGGUUCCUCAGACCGAGCAGUACACCUUUCGCGCGCAGUUCCAAACAACUCCAAUAAUGCGACAGUAGUUGAGACCACGACUCCUAUCCAAAAAUAUGAAGCGCAUGGCUACUCCGUCCUGGACAUCGCCGUCGCAGCCGACAACGCGCGCUUCGCCAGUGUAGGAGGCGAUCGCCAAGUCUUCCUCUGGGAUGUCGAACAAGGCAUCACGACCAAACGCUGGUCAGGCCACAACAGCCGAGUUGAAGCCGUGCAAUUUGCCGGCGAUGGCGACUCCGUAGUAGUAACCGGUACACCCGAAUCCCCCUCUUCUCUUCUCUUCCGGCAUCCAACUAACAUCCUCCCUCUCUCCCUAGGUAGCGCAGAUACAACAAUCAACCUCUGGGACACCCGGUCCACAGGCUACAAACCCAUCCAAACGCUCACCGAAGCAACCGACACAGUCUCAACACUACACGUGCACAUGGGGAGCUACUCAAUAGCCAGCGGCAGCUACGACGGCCACGCACGGAUCUACGAUGUCCGCACAGGAAAGACGACCGUCGAUGUCCUUGCGCACCCUGUGACAAGCGUGCGCUGCUCGUCCGACGGCAACGCGCUGCUGGCUUCGACGCUGGAUGGGUAUAUUCGCUUGCUGGACCGGAUGGAUGGGAAACUACUUAAUGCGUUUUCGGGGGAGAAGACCGUGGGCGGUCUUGGGAAGCCGCAACAUUCAUAUCGGAAUUCGGAGCUAAGAGUGCGCUCUGUGUUUGCGAUGGGAGAUGCGGUUGUGCUUAGUGGCAGUGAGCAGGGGGUGGAUGGUGGUGGGGCGGCGGCGUUUGCUUGGGAUGUUCUUAAAGGGGAGGUUAUUGCUGCUGUGCCUGUUGGGGAGAAGGUUAAGGCUGUUAGCUGUGUGGCGUGGAAUGAGGGGGUGGGGGAUUGGGCUGCUGGGUGCUCUGAUGGUAAGGACUGUGUUGUUUUGAAGGCUAGAUUUUGGAUAUUUGUGCUGACUGUUGUUUUCAAGGUACCGUCAGAGUCUACGGAUGAAAUUGGGUCCUUUGUUCCAGGUGUCUGA